This is a messenger RNA of Macaca mulatta (Rhesus monkey), 2105 nucleotides long. The record is from RefSeq and is a predicted model, not a curated record. NCBI's taxonomy places the organism in Eukaryota, Metazoa, Chordata, Mammalia, Primates, Cercopithecidae.
GCUGGGUAAGAUCACGUCUCCGUCUCUUUCUAUAGCCCUCAUUCCAGCACAGGAUCUCAGCAAUUUUUCUCUCUUUCCCCCACCCACUCCAGCGCGCAGAGUCCUUUCUUCUCUCUCAUUUGCAACUUCUUUUUAAUAGGAAACAUUUUCUAGAAAAAGGGCUUUGCUAAACAGAAAAGAUAUAAAACAAAAGCCACAGCUAUCUAGCAUGGCAUUGUCACCAACUCCCUUUGCAUGGUGAUGCGAUUAAGGUAGAAGCAUUUUUAUUAUUCAGGAAAAGGAGCUGGGGGAUUCAUCAGUUCUGAGGCUUUGUCUUUCUGGGUUAGCUGAUGGUCCCAAGCCUCGGUUUGACCUGACCAUGAUGCCCAGGACUGGCACUUUUUCUUUUUUCUCAGCAAACUGUACAAAACCAAAUCUCUUUUUGAUUUUCAAGGAAACUAGGUUCCUGCCAAAUUUUGAAUCUGGACAGUAAAGAGAUACUUUGUCCUAGCAUCUUUCUGGAAUCAUUUCGGGAUAUUUUCCACAAGCAACACAGAAACAGGAAUGAACCGGCAGCUAGUGAACAUUUUGACAGCCUUGUUUGCAUUUUUCUUAGAGACAAACCACUUCAGGACGGCUUUCUGCAAAGACCAUGACUCCAGGUCUGGAAAACAACCUUCACAGACCCUAUCUCCUUCAGAUUUCUUGGACAAGUUAAUGGGAAGGACAUCAGGAUAUGAUGCAAGAAUCAGGCCAAAUUUUAAAGGGCCUCCUGUAAAUGUUACCUGCAACAUAUUUAUCAACAGCUUUGGGUCAAUAGCAGAAACUACAAUGGACUACCGAGUGAAUAUCUUUCUGAGACAACAGUGGAAUGAUUCACGGCUGGCGUACAGUGAGUACCCAGAUGACUCCCUGGACUUGGACCCAUCUAUGCUAGACUCCAUUUGGAAACCAGAUUUGUUCUUUGCUAAUGAGAAGGGUGCCAACUUCCACGAUGUCACCACUGACAACAAAUUGCUACGGAUUUCGAAAAAUGGCAAAGUGCUCUACAGUAUCAGACUCACCUUGACCCUAUCCUGUCCCAUGGACUUGAAGAACUUUCCGAUGGAUGUCCAGACCUGUACAAUGCAGCUGGAGAGUUUUGGGUACACGAUGAAUGACCUGAUAUUUGAGUGGUUAAGCGAUGGUCCAGUGCAAGUUGCUGAAGGAUUGACCCUGCCCCAGUUUAUUUUGAAAGAAGAGAAGGAACUUGGCUACUGCACAAAGCACUACAACACUGGAAAGUUUACCUGCAUUGAGGUCAAGUUUCAUCUGGAACGCCAAAUGGGAUAUUAUUUGAUCCAGAUGUAUAUCCCAAGCCUGCUUAUAGUAAUUUUGUCCUGGGUUUCCUUUUGGAUAAACAUGGACGCAGCCCCUGCCAGGGUCGCACUGGGCAUCACCACCGUCUUAACGAUGACCACCCAGAGUUCAGGCUCCAGGGCAUCUCUGCCAAAGGUCUCCUAUGUAAAAGCGAUUGACAUCUGGAUGGCGGUGUGCCUUCUGUUUGUGUUUGCUGCCCUACUGGAAUACGCAGCGGUGAACUUUGUCUCCAGGCAACACAAGGAGUUCCUGCGCCUCCGAAGAAGACAGAAGAGGCAGAAUAAGGAAGAAGACGUUACUCGUGAAAGUCGUUUUAAUUUUAGUGGUUAUGGAAUGGGUCACUGCCUCCAAGUGAAAGAUGGAACAGCUGUCAAGGCCACACCUGCCAACCCGCUCCCACAACCCCCAAAAGAUGCAGAUGCCAUCAAGAAGAAGUUUGUGGACCGGGCAAAAAGGAUUGACACGAUAUCUCGAGCUGCCUUCCCAUUGGCCUUCCUCAUUUUCAACAUCUUUUACUGGAUCACAUACAAAAUCAUUCGGCAUGAAGAUGUCCACAAGAAAUAGAUGUGCCCUACAGACCCUGGGACCUUAUUGCCUCAGUGUUGUGCUUGUAAAUACACAGUGAAAUUGUCUUUAUAACACUUUGACAGAGGAGAAGAUUGAGGGAGGGGGGAGGGAGGGUCAUGGGGAUGGGUUUCCUGGCACCUACAAGAAAAAAAGACAAGUAAUAUGGGUGAUGAAGAAAACUGUACAAAAUUGAGGGGUUG